Messenger RNA from Gordionus sp. m RMFG-2023, 569 nucleotides. RefSeq names its product transcription elongation factor SPT4-A-like. Gene Ontology annotation, biological process: regulation of transcription elongation by RNA polymerase II; transcription elongation-coupled chromatin remodeling. The transcript is spliced from 4 exons. Bases 42 to 398 code for a protein of 118 amino acids. NCBI's taxonomy places the organism in Eukaryota, Metazoa, Nematomorpha, Gordioida, Chordodea, Parachordodidae. Gene Ontology annotation, cellular component: DSIF complex; nucleus. The record is from RefSeq and is a predicted model, not a curated record. Gene Ontology annotation, molecular function: RNA polymerase II complex binding; zinc ion binding.
GUCAAAAUUUCUGGGUAUUUAAUUGUAAACAUUCAUCACAUAUGUCUUUAGAAACUUUGCCUAAAGAAUUACGACAUUUGAGAGCAUGUCUUUUAUGCUCUCUUGUUAAAACUGUUGAUCAAUUUGAAAUGGAUGGUUGUGAGAAUUGUGAGGACAUUUUGCAUAUUAAAAAUAAUAGGGAUUCUGUUUAUGAUUAUACCAGUGCCAAUUUUGAUGGAAUAAUUGCAUUAACCUCACCAGAAGAUAGCUGGGUAGCUAAAUGGCAACGAAUAGAUAAAUUUACAAAAGGAUGUUAUGCUGUCUCGGUAUCAGGAAAAUUACCUAAUGGAAUUAUCAGAGAAUUAAAAAGUAGAGGGUAUUUCUAUAAAUCUAGAGAUACAAGUUCAACUAACAAAUAAAUAUGAAUAUUAGUUUUUAAAUAUAUCUGUCAUAUUCAUAUAAAUAAAUUUAUAUGCACGAACAAACGGAUUUUUUCUACUUAUUUUUUAUUAUAACAGUUUUAUUUUCAUAUUUUUAAUAAAAAUUUGAUAUACUAAUGCAUAAUAUGGAUGAUUUGGUUGUAUAUAAAA